AAUCUGUCGCUGACAAUUUUGUCAAAAGUAUCAAAAAUGGCGGCGGACGGUGACGAAGUGAUUAGUGAUCAAGAAAAAGUGAGAAUUGUUUCGGAUUUUAUACUCCAUUCCCCGCCCGGAGAGUUCAACGAAGUGUUCAAUGACGUGAGAGUAUUGCUGAAUAAUGAUACCCUGCUGAAGGAAGGCGCUAGUGGGGCAUUCGCCCAAUACAACAAGGAUCAGCUCACGCCCGUCCGUCUCGAGGGCUCAGAGCUUCAUACCCUCAUCACCGACCACAAUGACCUCGGGGCCGGGAGGUUCUUCGACCCGCGCUCCAAGCGCUCCUUCAAGUACGACCAUUUACGUAAAGAAGCUUCCGAGUACGAGGCGUUCGAGCCGGACCGUGUCGCUGAGUCCUGGCGCGCGGCUUUGGACAUGGAGCUCACGAAUUACGUAGCGGAACACUACAAACACGGCGCGAGCCUCGUUGUCGGCCGGGCGCUGGAGUCCGGCUCCGUCGCGCUCGUAGCGUGCAUAGAGGACCACCAGUUUCAACCUAAAAACUACUGGAAUGGCCGGUGGCGCUCCGUCUGGUCGUUGACGGUGGGCGGCAGCGCGGCCGAGCUGCGCGGCAUGCUGCGGGUGCAGGUACACUACUAUGAGGACGGCAAUGUUCAGCUGGUCAGCUCGAAGGAGGUGCGGGCGCCGGUCAUCGUGCAGGGGGAGGCGGCCACCGCCAAGGAGUUGGUGAAGAUCGUGUGCGAGGCGGAGAACGCGUACCAGACGGCCAUCUCGGACAACUACAAGACAAUGAGCGACACCACCUUCAAAGCGCUGCGGCGGCAGCUGCCCGUCACGCGCACUAAGAUCGACUGGGCGCGCCUUGUCUCCUAUACGAUCGGCAAGGAAUUGAAGAGCCAAUGAUGUCCUGCCGCUGCGCUCUGAGCAGCAGCGAUCGCUCCAUGCCUCUGUACAUAUAAGAGUAAAUCUUGUUCAAAUAUUUACUGGCGCCCGGCCAGGUGCAUAUUUAACUAUGAGUAUAUAGAGAAAUCGCUAUAACUGUUAAAUUUGAUUGCAUUUUGUUACUCAUGAAGGGAUAUGCUUUGGUGUCACCCGCUUUUCGGUGGUAACCGCAACUUUUUAAAGAGAUUUUGUUGGUCUGUAGUUUUAUUAGGCCCCACAUGAUCACAAUGUCCCGACGAUCAUGCAAUUUUUGUUUUUUAUAAUACCGUGAUUGUAAUAUAAAAUUAUAGUUGUCAAUUUAGGAUCCUAUAGAACAGAAUUUAGUGGUCUUCAGUCAUAGAAAUCCAUCCCAACUUGAGUUUACGUGUAGGCCACUAGUUAUGAAAAUUGUUGAUACAACAAAUAUUUGAUUCCAUAAAGAUUUACGUAACUAUUUGAAAGAUUUCAUUAAAACUUUGUCAUUUCAUAGUUCAAAGUAAUAGAGACGUAGAAAGCCAGUUGUUCCUCAAAUUCAUUAAGUCAAUGACAGUAAAUAUUUAGCAUUAAAUAUAUUUCUAAGUUUUGAAUAACUCAAAAGACAACAACUUAAUUAACAGAUUUUAUUGUAUUCUCUUUGUUUUUAAAGAGUAUCAGACCAUCAAGAGCAAACAAAUUGAUGUAAAAUAUUAAGAAAAAAGCAAACUCAAAAUAUACAAUCAUGGACAAUCAUUGCAUGCACAAAACAACUACUUCAAAGUGGCAUUUAUAUAUUAUGAAAAAAAAAACACAUUGUGUGAGCAAUAUUUUAAUAUUCAAUAUUAUGUCAAUUACCUUACAUUAUUUUCAACAUCACUACAAUAUUAUAGUUUUCCUGGUAGUCCAUCCAAUUUGUUAAGUCAGUAUUAUUUACGAUUGGCUGUGAUAACAGAACAUGCAGACAUACAAUAGUAUCCUUGUUAAAGAAUACUACAACACUCAUCAAUCAUCAACACAGUCAUAUUUCGGUUUUAUUUCAUAGUUUAUUUGAAUCAAUUAUUACAAAUGAAUAAAAAUGUUUAUAUGAUCAACAUUUUCUAUUAUCGUCAGCCAAUCGCCUGUUAGUUCUUAAAUAUUGCUUGCAUAAUUGAUUGGAGGAGUUGGGAGGAGAUGGUGCAUUUUAUUGUAAUUAAUGUCCACAUAGCUUUAAUGCGGAUUCUAUGAGCGACGAGCACAAUGUUGAUUUAAUCAUAAAAUUGUGGAUUUGCUCAAUGCGAAUAUUGGUAGAUGAAAAAUAUUUUCCAUAUUGUUUUCUGCAUUGAGACAUGCGUAUGAAAAAACUUUUUAUAUCUCAAUAUAUUACGCCGAUAAGGUUUAUUUUGUAAUUAUAAUUUAAAGAAUGUAAACUAACUUCAAGUAUUCUGUAAUGUACGAUUGAAUUCAUUUGAAUAAAAAUAUAUAUUAAAAUGUUGCU
Aricia agestis (brown argus) is the source of this 2371-nucleotide messenger RNA. It is a transcript of the gene cpa, whose product is annotated as F-actin-capping protein subunit alpha. Gene Ontology annotation, molecular function: actin filament binding. Lineage: Eukaryota; Metazoa; Arthropoda; Insecta; Lepidoptera; Lycaenidae. Gene Ontology annotation, cellular component: actin cortical patch; F-actin capping protein complex. The transcript has a single exon. Gene Ontology annotation, biological process: actin cytoskeleton organization; barbed-end actin filament capping. The record is from RefSeq and is a predicted model, not a curated record. The coding region runs from base 37 to 903 and encodes 288 amino acids.